CAGGAGAAGAGGAGGAAAGGCGAAAGCGAGAGGGAGAAGCCCGUCCUAGCGGCCGCCGAAGAGCCGCCGGCCUCGAUCGACAACCCCUCUCUUGACGCGCGCGUCGAACAGAGACGCGAUGCCGCGCAGAAACAUGCCUACCCCGAGUGCUCUUCGCUUCGCGGCGCUGGUGCUGCUACUUUUGGUCGUCGCUUGUUGCUGCGUCCGUGGAUCGGAAUACCCUGCUCUCAGGCGAAGCCGACAGUUCGGUGGAACUCAAAACCAUGGUUCAUCACGCACCACCACUGGAAGGAAAUACGAAGUCGAAGAUGGACGGAGAAAUUGCGUGUCCCGAUGUCCCGGCGAGUCAGAGUCGCCCGUGUCUGAACUCGCAGCGCAUGAAACUCGUGGCAGUGUCGCUCCGUCAGCGCGUCCGAUGCAGCUGCCGCAACCGCAACCACAGCGACAGCGGCCGCAGCAACAGCGCCAGCAGCGUGGUCACUCUCGCGGUGGUUCCUUUCUGGGCGCAGUCGGUUCGCCGGCGGUCGUCUCCUCGCGCAUGUCGGCGUGUCCCGUGGAAGCGCAGGACAACAAGGGCGUCGUCGAGAGCCCGAACUUCCCGGACACGUACCCGCCCAACACGGACUGCUUCUCGGUGCUGCGCGUCAAGCCCGGGGACGUGGUGGCGCUCAAGUUCGAGACGCUCUUCAUGGAGAGGAACCCGCGCUGCUCGUCGGACUACGUGGAAAUCUUCGACGGCCCCACCUUCGACAGCCCGUCACUCGGUCGCUUCUGCCGGGAGAACCAAAAAAGCUCAUUGGAGCUGCGCUCUACGGGCAACUCCAUGUCAGUGCAUUUCCACUCGGACGACAUAGUCAACCUCCAGGGUUUCCGAGCCAGGUACCACGGCUACAACGAGCUCGAGGAACAGCACGCCGAGCCCAGCAACUGCCGGGUGUGGACAGAGGACUCCCGCGGCUUCAUCAGCAGCCCCAACUACCCGGACGCGUACCCGCCAAACUCUUCCUGCCGUGUGCCGCUGGAUGCCGGACCACAGAACAUAAUCACACUGUACUUUGUCGACAUACAACUGGACCCGUACAAAGACUGCCCUUACGACAAGAUAGAGGUCCGGGACGGUUCAAAUGAAGACGCGUACCUGCUGGGCCGCUUUUGUGGAGCCCAGGGCGAGCCAGAGGCGGUAUCUUCAACUGGCCGAGAGAUGUUCCUAUUCUUCAACAGUGAUUCGUACCUGAGUGGUCGCGGAUUUAAGGCUGAGUUCCGCGUCCACAAGAAGCCUCUUGGUCCUAAGGAUCAGACGGGCAAGAGCCGAGGCUUCGACGAAGAGGAUCUUCUGGACGUUCGCCAAUCGCCGCGAGAUGCCUCCCUGCGCUACCGAGAGUCGCACAUUUUUCGCUGCGUUCCGGCGCACCCGCAGUACACCUCAACUACCUGGUUCAAAGAGGAAGAGCAACUGCGCAUCUUCAGUCAGGACCCAAACCUCGAGGGCCUGCUCCUUGUGGGCAACAACACGCUAUGGGUCCGAGAGAUGGACGUGUCCCUGCGCGGCAACUAUACCUGUCGCGUGUCCAGCGGCUCGGCAGUGCGUGACCUCCACUUCAAGAUCAGCUACGCUGGACCGGCCAUCGUCAAACCACCCUGCGAAAUCGUGCAACGCAAGGUGCCCCAGGACACGAGCUUCACCCGGGGCGAGACGGUGAUCCUGCCGUGCGAGACGAGCGGCGCGCACGUGGCCACCCACUGGACGCGCAACGGGGCCCAGCUUCGCACCGGAGUGGACCGCGUGACCAUCCUGCCCAUCGGCUUCCUGACCAUCAACGACUCGCGGCCAGAGGACAGUGGCGUGUACGCGUGCGUAGCCACCGACGUGGCCAAGAACUGCUCGCGCUCCUUCUCCGCCGCCGUGGCCGUCCUGCCCAAGUCACGCCUGCAAGAAGUGUGCGGCCGCGUGGACUUGGACAAGGCGAACGCGCCCGCCGAGAGGAUCUCCGGUGGCCACGAUGCGCCCAAGGGAGCCCAUCCCUGGCAGGCUCUUCUGCGGUACCGCAGCGGUGACGCCUUCUGCAGUGGCAGCUUGGUGAGCGAGCGGUACGUGCUGACGGCGGCCCACUGCGUCGAGAAUCUGCGCACGAGAACAGCCCAGAUUGAGGUGGCUCUGGGGAAACUGUACGUCGACCAGGAGGAGAAAGAGGAGCUGGUCACGGACGUUCGAGACAUCCGCAUACAUCCGAACUACCGCUUGGUCACCGUCGACAGUGACAUUGCCCUGGUCGAGCUAGCUGAGCACGUCCCCUUCAGCACGCUCGUCUCACCCGUGUGCCUAGGCGAGGCGGACCAGAUCGAGAAGGAUUUCUUUCUGCGCUCCAAGCAGAAGGCAUUGGUGUCCGGCUGGGGCCGCACCAUGAACAACAAGCGCGCGUCCAGCCGCCUGCAGGAAGUCGAGGUGCCCAUUCACGCGCCAGACACCUGCCGACGGUCCACAAACUUUACGGUGACCGAGAACAUGUUGUGUGCGGGCGCAACCACGGGCGGCGUUGCCCGAGACGCCUGCGACGGAGACAGUGGUGGGCCCCUGGUGGCAGAGCGCGGAGGCCGCUGGUACCUUCUCGGCAUCGUCAGCUGGGGCGACAGCGUACUGUGCGGCACCAAGGGCAGCUACGGAUUCUACACCAAAGUGAACCGCUUUCACCAAUGGGUCAAGAGCAUCAUCAGCUGAGAUGUUCUCCGCAAGGUCACUCCUUAGGGUGACGCAACCAGAUUCUUCGACUAUACGUGAAGUCAAGCCCUGAAAGUGUGCGGGACGAAUUGAACUUCUCAGGACAGAGGGGAACGGCCUCCACAAACGAGAAGAAAGUACACACAAACACGUGCACAUAAACUGUUCGACACCGUAUGAUCAUAUGGAACGCUGGGCCUGACAUCAGGUAAUAUGGUGACGUAGGCGUGUGGUGAUUACUCAGGCGUGAAACGGCUAAAACUAAGAUGAAGAUCGCAAGGUGAGGGCUGGGGGGGGGGGGGGGGGGUUCUCUACAAAAUAAUGCGUACACAAGCACACAACAGUACACACACGAGUGCCACUUAGACAUACUCCUAAUGUCUACCUGCACACAAAUAUCAAUAUGUGUUGUCAUAUUGAAUGCUACAUGGCGCGGCAGCUUGACGAACUGUGAUUGACAAGUGUGCUACUUCCUCAGGCGGUCCGAUGGGUUGAAGCACGCUGUCAUUUGUGUUGAACGCGGGUGUCGUUGGACAGGUAUCCAACGUUACAAAAGCUAGUCCUAAUAAAGGGAAACCUGGCGCUCUAGUGAAGGGAAUGAGAGCUCCAGGGGCCAUCCAAUUAGGUCGUAAUUCCAACAACAAAAAUUGAGUAGGCACCAGCACCAUCCUCUCCGUAAUGGCCCCUGAGACUAAUUUCUGGCAAACUUCAGAGGCGCUUACAAAUCUAGCGCUAAUUCUUAACCACUUGGUCGCCAUUUCAUACCUCCAGUGUAACCCCCUGCAGAAGUCCACGACAUAAUAAUAUUCUUCUGCUGAUUACUUUCAUCACAUGAAUUAAAAUUUUUCGAAGCCUCUAAGGAACGUCCUUUCAGCUGUAAAUUCAGAGAUUCGUUUCUUUCCUUCAUGUUCAAUAAUUUUAAUUAUUGUUCAAGUGAAUUCUGGACAUGAAGGUGUUUAAUAGCUUUAGUAGUGAAUUUGGACCAAUUUGUUCCACGCCAACGUCUACGAACCGUCAUGUUUUGCUUGGAUUGAUCGGCAAGCAUUCCGGGUAGCUUAGUGGGGCAAUGAUAGAACCGGUGCUCCCAGCGAAAUAUUUUACCUAAUACGACUGCACCAGAUUCCGUGAAGUCCUUCUUACACGGAGCUGACAGUUUCGUUCAUCAACUACGUAACGACAGGAGUGAAAUCUUUCUCAAGCAGCCCUGAAAGUGUUCCACAUUCUAGUCUUGGGCACGCAGCAAUACUCUAACUGCCUUUCAAAAUUUCCAAUCGUAGGCAAAUAGGUCCAGUUUUUUGUACUGCCUCUUUAGGUCUUGCCUUGAGAACUGUCACUAGCUCAAUUUUGUUUGCGCGAAUUGCAACUGUGGUGCAUCGAGGGCUGAGAAUGCAUGCACUGAUUGGCUUGGGAACAGUUUUUGAUGGGUCUCCAACUGUGCGAGUUGUGCUGUACAACUAACAAUAAACUAUUGGCAGCCCUCAGAAUGAGUCAUUGCCUGAGCCAUAUUCCUCUUUGCUUUUCAUGUGUGUUUGUAGAUGUCAGUGCUCUUACUACUCUCUUUCGCGUGUGUGCGGUGUGCACCCUCAGCUAAACUGUUGUGUCUAAUAGUGUGUUCAUUUCUUCAUGUCUGAAACAAUUCAAUAAAGCUGUAUUACAAGCCUGA
Dermacentor silvarum is the source of this 4379-nucleotide messenger RNA. RefSeq names its product inactive serine protease PAMR1. Gene Ontology annotation, cellular component: extracellular region. The transcript has 13 exons. NCBI's taxonomy places the organism in Eukaryota, Metazoa, Arthropoda, Arachnida, Ixodida, Ixodidae. The record is from RefSeq and is a predicted model, not a curated record. Bases 119 to 2716 code for a protein of 865 amino acids. Gene Ontology annotation, biological process: proteolysis; complement activation. Gene Ontology annotation, molecular function: serine-type endopeptidase activity.